Molecule: messenger RNA, 4541 nt
Organism: Haliotis rubra (blacklip abalone)
Lineage: Eukaryota; Metazoa; Mollusca; Gastropoda; Lepetellida; Haliotidae
Product: xylosyltransferase oxt-like
Exons: 12
Coding region: 10-2754 (914 amino acids)
Biological process (GO): chondroitin sulfate proteoglycan biosynthetic process; heparan sulfate proteoglycan biosynthetic process
Cellular component (GO): membrane
Molecular function (GO): protein xylosyltransferase activity
Source: RefSeq, a predicted model, not a curated record
CGCAGAGUGAUGGCCGCUUCCAGGAUUGCCUCCUCGCGAAGGCUGUGUGCCAGGUACAAAUUCUUCUUCUACAUUGCAAUUCUCAUGUUAGGACUUCAGCUGUUUCUCGGAUACAGUUUCUACAGCAGCAUUAACAUCAAAGAUGCCGAACGAUUCGAUGGAAGUGAUCACGGCGACCGAGCACCACGAAAAGUUUCGUUUGACAUCCGUCAAGAUUCACAUGCAGAUUCACAUGGAAAACAACCGGAGCACCGGCCACACCCAGACCAGGACAAGAUGGUCAGUGAGAAUGGAGGGAAAGGACCGCCAGACAAAGGCCAGCUGUUCCCAAACCUUACACUUCCAUCAACUUAUAAGCCAAAGUGUGAAAUUCUUGCAAAGGAAGCCCUGUCUGCUUUAAGUCGAGCUACGACAACAGCAUGUCGCCAACAGAUAGCAGAUAUCUCGUGUCUGACUAUGGAGGGGAAGAUGUAUGCCGACACACUGCCCAGACUGUGUCCACUUAAAGGAAAUGAUACUGGAACCUACUUCGGCUGUUAUAAGGACAAUCUCAAUGACAGAGACUUGACGGGCACAUACAAGGAACUGAGUGAUAACACCCCCAAAAACUGCAUGAACUACUGUCUGAAGGCAGGAUUCCGUUAUGCUGGGGUACAGUACAGCAAGGAGUGCUGGUGCGGCGACAGUUACGGCAAACACGGACACAGCCCGGAGAGUCUGUGUGAAGGGAGGUGCUCAGGGGACAGCUCACAGAGAUGUGGGGGCUACCUGACCAGCAAGAUAUACAGCACCGGUGUCGGAGAGAAGAAACGUUACCAGGCACCUCUAGUGCGAGCAGGAAGUACUGAAGCUGAGAGCACCGUCAGGAUUGUAUUUGUUCUGACAUUAAAUGGGCGGCAAGUACGCCAGGUGGCGCGACUACUCCGCAACAUCUACCACCCCCAGCACUACUACUUCCUGCACAUCGACAAGAGGCAGGAGUUUAUGUAUCGAGAGUUACUUCCCCUGGAAAAGCAGCUGCCCAACAUCUUGGUGACCAGGACAAGGUUCUCCACAAUCUGGGCCGGGGCCAGCCUCCUGCAGGCGCACUUACACUUUAUGAAGCAGCUGCUGGAGACACCCUGGGCCUGGGACUACUACAUAAACCUCAGUGAGAGCGACUACCCCAUCAAGCCAGUGAAGGAUCUGACUGCCUUCCUGUCUCUCUACAAGACCUACAACUUCCUCAAGUCUCACGGGCGUGACACACCUAGGUUCAUACAGAAGCAGGGUUUGGACCAGACCUUCUACGAGUGUGACAACCAUCUCUGGCGUAUCGGACCCAGGAAACUGCCGGGUGGAAUAAGGGUGGAUGGUGGCAGUGACUGGGUGUGCCUGUAUCGCAAGUAUGUCCAGUAUCUGGUCACCACAGAGGAUGAGCUGGUGACAGGCCUCAAACAGCUGUACAAGUACACCCUCCUUCCAGCUGAGUCUUUCUUUCACACGGUUCUGGUGAACAGCGUGUACUGCACCAAGGUGGUGGACAACAACCUCCACCUCACAAACUGGCGCCGCAAACAGGGCUGCAAGUGUCAGUAUAAACACAUCGUUGACUGGUGCGGCUGUUCCCCCAACGACUUCAAGAUCUCUGACCUCGACAGACUCAUGAACUAUGAGCAAAAACCAAUUUUCUUUGCAAGAAAAUUUGAGCCUAUAGUGAACCAGGAGAUAAUCAAUAGUUUAGACGUCUAUUUAUUCGGUAAUUUCCAACAAGACAUGACUGGCUUAACCAGCUACUGGCAAAACGAAUACCAUCAUCUGGACAAGAUAGCCAAGGUCAAGGAUGCCUACCCAACAUUCUACCAGUCAUUUGUGAGGCUGGGAGUUGCAGAACUGUCCCGCCAAUCUGUAUCAUGUACAUAUCGACCUAUGAAAACACUGGAGGCCAAUGUGUUCUAUGAGGCUGACCACUUUCAUGGAAUCCUGGUCCUUCACGAAGUCGAGGAGGUUGCUACAGGCAACAUCAUCACCAUGGAAACACACAUGCAUCCAAAACAUCACUAUUCCAUCCUCCAACCAAAGACAAUCAUAGGAAGACUCCAGACUCUGGAGGUGGGAACAGAUUUUGAUCCCAAAGAACUUUUAUUCCGAAAUUACGGAAAACUUAUCGGCCCCUAUGAUGAUGUGGUAUUGCGUCAUGUUUGGGGAGCUGGGAUUGAGUUUGUGAUCUCAGUGGCAUGGAUUGACCCAGUCAAUGUCAUAGCUGCAUCGUAUGAUGUGAAGGUCCUCAGUAGUGGACACACUGGGUCCCACAAACCGCAGCUGAACCGGCCUCUGCGUCCCGGAAUCUGGCAGGUGAAGCUGAUGUACAACCUGCAGCUCCUGGCGGAGACCUCCUUCCUCGUCAUCCCCCUCACUGUGUAUGACGGACACCCCAUCUCUGCCGCCGAGAUCUACAGAGCUCACAGUGGACCACAAGGCUUCUACGCAUCCAAAGACUUCUCUGAAUUCCGGGAUGUGCUGAACGUUCCUAAGCAUGCUGACCUACAGACUCAGGCAGCAGUGAACGCCAAGAAGGUGGGGAAGGACCUGGAAAACUGGGUGGACAGUUUAGUGCCUUUGUUUUGGCAGGUUCAGAGGUCAUGUACCAUAGAGGAUCUGUCUAACACCUGCCUUGUGUUAGAACAGUGCAAAAAAACAUCAUGGAGUUCAAGAUCACCUGAUCCAAAGUCAGAUCUUUCAAGUGUUGGAGCUAAGUUUGCUCCAGUCAGAUAACAGUAGGGGUGCUUAGGAAGUUAGUCAACUUGUUUCAUUCAACACUAAGUCAUGGUGAUAAAAGGGUACGAUCUGUCUAGAUUCCUCCAUAGAGGGGUGGUGAGAUAGCAUGCCUCACUCACUCACUCACUCACUCACUCACUCACUCCAACCUCACCCACUCACUCCAACACUCACUCACUCACUCCAACACUCACUCACUCACUCACUCACUCACUCCUCUAGUGGAAUCAUGUUGAUCAUCAGGAAGAUAUGGUUCCUUAUUCCUGUGUUUUAGUAAAUGAGCAUCAAAUGUAUUGAAUUGUGGUUUAUGCUGACAAAAUGUUUUUACUUUUGCUAUCAAAUGAUGUUUGACAUUCUGAAAAGUCACUGAUGAGUGAUUGUGCCAAACAAAUUCAGACACGUCUUUUUAUGAUCUUUUAUUAUUUAUAAGACUUUUUAAAAACUUUGGUAUCAAAAUGUUUGUGUCUAAAUAUACAGAAUCUGUGUGGCUCAAGGAGGUCCUUUACUGACCGGAUUAAAAUUAGCUGUGAAUAUGACAGAGUUAACUUCAAGUUGAAACAGAGAACCCCCACCAAGGGAGGUGCUUGGGCAAUCCGACCUGGAUGCUCCUUGUCCAGUAAACAGCGGGCUCACAACAGAAGUGUAGGCAUGGUCUGGUCAGGGGAUCCCCUACUAAGGAAGGUGAUUGGUCUGUACUACACUGUAUUGAUGAUAUGAUGAGUCGACCUGGAUGUCUGGUAAACAGCGGGCUCACAACAAAAGUGUAGUUUUGCUGACUAAGACUAACCUCUUGCUGUGAUAAUGAACCUCUUGUCACCAUGGUUACAGCUGACCAUGAUUACUGGCAGAUAUGGUUACUUCCAUCACUUAUGGGCUGAAAGAUGUCUCCAUGGUUACAAUUGACUUGUUGACUAAAAGAUAUCACCAUGGUUACUGCUCACAUAUUGAUCAACAGAUAUCAAAAUCGUUUCUACCAACAUGUUAAUAGACAUACGUCACCAUGGUUACUGCUAACAUUUUAAUAGACAUAAGUCACCAUAGUUACUGGCUGACAGAUAUCACAAGUUUUACUGCUGACACAUAUUGAUGGAUAUCACCAUGGUUACAACUGAUACAUAUCUCAUAUUGUUUCUGCAAUGUGCAGCUUGUUUGUGUGAAUGUGAUACAAUGAACUGUUGUGUGGCCACGUGUAUGUAAGCAGUGUCUGAUUGUGUGUACAUACCACUGCAGCCAUGACUGGCUAGCUAGUUGCUGCACUGUGCUGGACCUCUGUCAUGUAUGUAGAAGUGCUACUCACCUGUCUCCACCUGUAUGUGUCCCGUGUUUAUCAAGUCCCAAGUGCCUCUCUACUAUGUGAAUUGGUUGUCGUAAAUAGCAUUUCUUUCGAUACUGAAAUUAAGAAAAUAAUAUGAGUUGUCCACAUCCCAUGGAAGUGGUUUAGACAUUUCAGGUGAGUGGAAGAUCUGUUAAUACCAUCACUUACUUUGAUGCAGGACUUGGAAUAUCCUGUAGAACUACUUCCUCGUUGACAUAUCUACGUCAACCAAUUCUUGCUCUGAAGUGCCCCAUGUAUAUUAACUAUAAAUAUAUGUAUAUAGUAGACUGACAUGCCCCAUGUCUUGUCACAGGGGAUCUGUUCACUAUUAGCUGCCUCCUGUCUUGUCACAGGGGAUCUGUUCACUAUUGGCUGCCUUCUGUCUUGUCACAGAGGAUCUGUUCACUAUGAGCUGCCUUCUGUCUUGUCACAGAGCAUCUGUUCACUAUGAGCUACCUUCUGUCUUGUC